Molecule: messenger RNA, 693 nt
Organism: Hibiscus syriacus
Lineage: Eukaryota; Viridiplantae; Streptophyta; Magnoliopsida; Malvales; Malvaceae
Product: probable serine/threonine-protein kinase ndrB
Exons: 6
Coding region: 1-456 (151 amino acids)
Biological process (GO): protein phosphorylation
Molecular function (GO): ATP binding; protein serine/threonine kinase activity
Source: RefSeq, a predicted model, not a curated record
AUGUUCAACAGAGGGUUGGCACAAAAGGCGUCCAUGAGAUUAAGGUGUUGUGUGAAUCACCCUUGGUUUAAGGGUGCUGAAUGGGACAAAUUAUAUCAAAGGAAAGCUGCAUUUAUUCCUGAAGUCAAUGAUGAGUUGGAUACACAAAAUUUCGAGAAGUUCGAAGAGGUUGACAACCAAAUUCCAUCUGCAGCAAAAUCAGGUCCAUGGAGAAAAAUGCUUUCAUCCAAAGAUGUAAACUUUGUUGGUUACACAUACAAGAACGUCGAAAUUGUAAACGAUAAUCAGUUACCUGGCAUCCUUGAAUUGAAGAAGUGCUCUAAGCCGAAGAGACCCUCCAUCAAAUCCCUUUUUGAGGAUGAGUCGGUCGCGGCUGCCUGUCAACCUGUUCAAGGGAGCUUCUUAAACCUCUUGCCACCGAAAAUAGAAGCCCCCGAGAAUGGUUUGAGGAAAUGAAUUCCUCGAUAUCGCCGGAAUGCAGAGAUGGGAAGAAAAUGAAAUGGCGUUUGUUUUGCAGUCUUAACGUUUCGGAUUUUCAAUGGAAAGUGGUUUGAGAUUUGAUCAGAUUGGCUGUUUGAAUCAGGUAUAGGAGAUUUGUUCCAUGUACAAUGAUAUCUGGUAAAAAGUAAAUAUUCUUUCAUAUUUAUUUGUGUAAUUAUUUUAUAUAUUAAUAUGUUUUGUUUUGUCAUCUCA